AUGGUGCUGAGGUUAUUCCUGCCGCUGGCAGUGGUAAUGCUAGCCGCUCAUGCUCAAUAUAGCAACAACAGAAGUCCCUACCAGCAGCAGCCCGGUCAAUCGCAGUACGGCUACCCCGGCCAGAAUCAGAAUCAGAAUCAGCAGAACCAAUUCCAGAAUCGUGGCCAAAUGCCGCAACAGCAAAACCAGCAGCAACAGAAUCAACAACAAUUGCGCAUGCAAGGCCAGAACUUCCAACAGCAAAACCAAUUCGGCCAGCAGAACACCAAUCAGCAACAAUUCGGACAACAACAACAGCAAAACCAACAGUUCAACAACGGCCAGAUGAACACGCAGAACUCGCGGUCGGCAGUGAGCACGAACCCGAUCAGGAUGACGAACGCCACCGACAUGGGCGCCACCGUGACGCUGCAGCUGAGGUCCUACUCGAACCCGCAGAACUCGCUGGACGCCGACACAACCUGUGCUUGCCCGGUGGCCAACUGCGACUUUUUGCGUGCGAAUGAGCAGAACAACUGCCAGUUUUCGUUUAUGGUCGUCAUCUCGUCGGCUGACCAAACCGUCAAGAUGAUCCAAAGCGACUUCUACCCGUUCUCGCAGACGAUCAGCCAGGGUAACUGGACCCAGCAGAUUACUCUUCAGGUCCCAACGAAACCGUCUGCCAUCGACGUCUUUGUCCAACACCUUGGAGCCGUUAUCCGGCGCUCCUCCGCCCAGCUCCUGUAUUUCAACAACCGUUUGACUUUGGUCGACGCCUUCGCUAUUCCACUGCUGCAUGUAGAUCCGUCAAGCGGAAACGGCCGCCUCACCACCCAAAUCACUAGCCAGCUACAACAGGGAUCGGCUCUCAACCUCGACCUCUCGAUCCAGUGCAUGGUCAACCAUUUCGGCAAAAAUUGCGAUCUGCAGUGCGGAACGCUCGGCCAAUCGAAUAAUAACAACAACAACCAAGUUAUUUGCUCAUCCCAAAUCGACGGCACCAUCCAGAGCUGUCAGUACAACUCUGCGCGAACCCAGGUCCUUAAUUGCGUGGACUGCUUGAACAAUGCGUACAACGCCACCAGCGGACUGUGCACGAAUAAUAAUGGAACGCCAGUGGUAUCGGGCCUCGUCUCGCACGCCUUCCGCACGUGGACCAUCGUACUUGGCGUGCUGCUCGGGUUGGCGCUGCUGCUCAUCCUUUGCCUCAUCAUUGCUUACAUUAUUCUGCGAAAUCGCGAGAACGAGGACUACGACAACGCACCGGCCGUCUACAAGCCGCCGUCACAGCCAGCAUCCCAGCAAUACAGCAACGGGUCAAACGCACGAACUGCUGAUGAGUGGGCAACACCAGCGCGGAGACCGCUGUUGCAAGAUCCAAAUGAUGAGCCCUAUCGCCAGACGACCACGACAGUAACGACCACGCAGCAACGACAAGAGCACGCCGUC
Messenger RNA from Mesorhabditis spiculigera, 1428 nucleotides. The record is from the annotation of a GenBank genome assembly. NCBI's taxonomy places the organism in Eukaryota, Metazoa, Nematoda, Chromadorea, Rhabditida, Rhabditidae.